Molecule: messenger RNA, 1281 nt
Organism: Diabrotica balteata
Lineage: Eukaryota; Metazoa; Arthropoda; Insecta; Coleoptera; Chrysomelidae
Source: the annotation of a GenBank genome assembly
AUGGAUGUUAACAAUGAUCUACUGACUUUGGCAAUACGCCGUGGUGACUAUACCGAAGUUGCAAGUUUGUUAGACAAAGGUCUAGACGUGAAUGGUGCAGAUUCCGAGGGAUAUAGACCUUUGCACGAAGCUGUAAAAGGCGGUUAUUUAGAUAUAGUGGAAUUGUUAUUACAAAGAUCAGCUAACGUGAACUCAUCCACUUCACGGUUUUUAAUUACGCCUCUACAUCUAGCAGCCAUAUUUGGUCAUCUCGAAGUGGUAAAAUUAUUGAUUAAAUAUGGUACAUCAUUAGAAACUAAAUGUAAAAUUGGUUUACCACCAAACCGCAGGUCAGCACUAAGUUAUACUAGUUAUGGUCGUCGUGAAGUCAGUCAAAUUCUACAAAAUGAAUCGAAAUACGAUGGUAUUCAGUGCAACUUUACGACACCUCUAAUAUUAGCGGCGGAUUGUGGCAACAACGAAGUUGUCGAGUUAUUGAUCCAAUACGGAGCUGAUGUGAAGAAAACUAAUGAUGAUGGCUGUACUGUUUUGCAUAUAGCUUCUGGAUAUGGGGAUACAGAAAUAGUUAGACUCUUGCUUCAAAAAGAGCUAGACCUCGAUGCUAAAAUUAAUUCAUGUGGUAGUACUCCUUUACAUUUAGCCUCUAAUAAUGGAAGUAAAGUUAUGGAUCUUUUAUUGCAUGAAGGAGCUAAUCCAAUGGCAAGAGACAGAAGUGGCAAAAGGCCAUUGGAUAUUGUUUGUGACAUUAUUAAUGUAAGAAUAUCCGGACUUUUACUUGGUUGUCCCUACAGAACAAAAUGGUUUGAGCACAAUGCGGAACUUUUAAUAAAAUUUAUGUUGUUAUUUAGUAAAGAUAUAGAAAUGAAAAACCUAGAAUACUGGGCGUAUGACUUCUGUUAUGGAUUUAAAAGAAAAUAUGAAAAAAUUAUAGAACAAAUGGAAGUGUGUUUUUUAGAAAAUACCACAAUUUCUUUGUAUAUGUUUCUGCAAGCCUUAUAUGAUAAAAAGAAACUAUUAACGUUCUUAUCCAACCACCAAUUGCUCCAAGAAGCUAAACAUAUUGAUAAAUAUAUUAUCAAAUACAAGUUAUAUUCAAGCAUUGCACCAAUGGCCAUGAAGAAAGUACAAGAGGGUGUAAGAAGAUUGGAUUUGCUGGAAGUGGCUGAUACUGCAAUGAAAAUGAUUGCACCUAACCUAGUAUUUGAUUGUCGACGAAUAAUUUUAAAUUAUUUAAGUAAUGAUGAUCUUUCCAGUCUCACAGAAUCUGUAAAAUCUCUAUGA